Messenger RNA from Haliotis rufescens (red abalone), 4608 nucleotides. RefSeq names its product fumarylacetoacetase-like. The coding region runs from base 90 to 1349 and encodes 419 amino acids. NCBI's taxonomy places the organism in Eukaryota, Metazoa, Mollusca, Gastropoda, Lepetellida, Haliotidae. The record is from RefSeq and is a predicted model, not a curated record. The transcript has 13 exons. Gene Ontology annotation, biological process: homogentisate catabolic process; L-phenylalanine catabolic process; L-tyrosine catabolic process. Gene Ontology annotation, molecular function: fumarylacetoacetase activity.
AUACAAUUAGCUUCACUUGAUCGAAAUCCCCUGCACUAGAAGCGUGUGGCGAAGCUGCUUAAGUUUUCACUGAAAAUCAACUUUUAGCAAUGUCAUUCGUCACCGUCAGUCCGGACAGUCACUUCCCAAUUCAAAAUCUACCUUAUGGUAUAUUUUCUACACCUGAUAACCCACGCAACAGAAUUGGUGUUGCUAUUGGUGACCAGAUAUUAGACCUGACUCAGGUAAAACAUUUCUUCGAUGGAGCAGAACUCAAGUCUCAACAGGCUGUCUUUGAUGAGCCAACUCUGAACAGUUUUAUGGCCUUGGGUCGAGCAGCGUGGCAAGAAGCAAGAGGUGUUCUACAGAAGAUUCUCUCGGUGUCUGAUGGCGUGCUGCGAGACAAUGCCGAACUUAGAGCGAAAGCGUUUGUCCCCCAAAGUCAAGCUACAAUGCAUCUACCAGCCAAGAUUGGUGACUACACCGACUUCUACUCUUCCAAGUACCAUGCAUACAAUGUCGGCGUCAUGUUCCGAGGUCCAGAAAAUGCUCUCAUGCCCAACUGGACACACCUUCCAGUUGGUUAUCACGGCCGAGCUUCCUCAGUGGUUGUGUCAGGGACUCCCAUCAGACGACCCAAUGGUCAAACAAGGCCUGAUGAUACUAAGCCGCCAGUGUUUGGUCCGUGUAAGCUGAUGGACAUUGAGCUGGAGAUGGCUUUCUUUGUGGGUGGCCCGUCCAACAAGCUUGGAGAACCUAUCCCCAUCAGCAAGACGGAGGAUCACAUCUUCGGGAUGGUGGUCAUGAAUGACUGGAGUGCUCGGGAUAUACAGAAGUGGGAGUACGUUCCUCUUGGGCCAUUCCUUGGGAAGAACCAUGGCACCAGCAUCUCCCCAUGGGUUGUCACCAUGGACGCCUUGGCGCCUUUCAGGGUGCCCAAUCAGCCUCAGGAUCCGACUCCCCUGCCCUAUCUUCAACAUGACGACCCCUUCGCCUUCAACAUCAACCUUGAAGUCAUGCUCAAUUUUGAAGGUUUACCCAAGCCAGCAACUGUGGCCCGCAGUAAUUUCAAGUACGUGUACUGGUCAAUGAAGCAGCAGCUUGCCCACCACACCAUCACUGGCUGCAACGUCAAUGCAGGCGACCUCAUGGCCUCGGGGACCAUCAGUGGCGAGACUCCAGAUUCGUAUGGAAGUUUCCUGGAGUUAUGCUGGAAGGGGACGAAGCCAGUGGAUCUGGGAAACGGAAUCACACGCAAAUUCCUGCAGGAUGGAGAUGAGGCUAUUCUCACAGGUUACUGUGAAGGUGAAGGUUAUCGUGUCGGCUUUGGAACAUGCACUGGAAAGGUUUUACCUGCUCUACAGCUGUAGACCGUCUUAUGCCAUCAAGACGUCAAUAACUCCUCGACCGACAUGCACUAAGUGAUCUUAGCGCUAAGACUAACUCCCAGAUUUUAACAUAGACGUGUAAUACUCUUGGUGCUAAAAUUGCUUUGUGCAGGUGGGCCCUGGUUGUGUUCAGCCAUUACUAUAUGUGCCUUAAUUCAAUGAUCUGACUACUGAAGCUACCCUCAGGGGUAUGUGUACUAACACUGUUGCAGCAGGUAUAUCUGUAUAUGUUAAUCAAGUCGUUACACUAAUAAAGGGAUUUGCAAGGAUACUGAUAGAGGGAUUUGCAAGGAUACUGAUAGAACAUUCCAGGGUAGCAGAAUAUAGAGAGAAAGUCAUCGAGUGACAUGAUUCUGUUUGUGCUUUCAUUAGUACCCAGGGUCCGGUUCCUCAAAGCAAUCUUGGUGCUGUGACUGUCGUAAACCUAUGUUAAAGAAUGGUUAUUAUGAUCAUCUUAGCACUAAGAUUGCUUUAUGGAACAUUGCCCAGAUCUAGAGUGAAAAUGUCAGUGUAACCAGGUCAAAUGGUUAGAUGAACAUGGAUGUAACUUGACAAGAAUGACAAUUUUUAUAUGAUGAUGAAUUUUCUUACUAUUCUUAGUCCCCAAACCAGGCUUUCUACCAGUGUUCUUUCACCCCAUCAAAAUUUCAAUUUUAUGUUUUCAGAAAAGAAAGACAUAUCUUGCAUAUGGAUCCAUAUCUCACAAUGUCUUAGCUCACAAAAAAGCCAUGACAUAGUUCCUUAAUUAAGUGAUAUUGUAUUCCAUAAGUAUUUUGAAUCCCCACAUGGGAACAAUGUGUGAAGCCUAUUUCUGGUGUCGCCCCGUUGUGAUAUUGCUAAAAAAAAACGGCAUAAAACCAUACUCACUCACACACUCACUCUAUAAAUAUUGUUAAGGUGUUAUAUGAUAUUGUAUAAUACAGUUAACGGUACUGGUAGGUAUAAACUGUACUUGGUAAGUACAUGCUGCAAACAGAAAACAUAUUGUUGUGGAAUUGUGCAUUUGUCUAAACUACAGUAUUAAGUUACGGAUGUGUGGAUCAAUUAUAUUGACAUUGUCCAGCAUGAGCUAUUAACAGUGUAUGCACACUUGAAUGUGCACUUAAAGGUUGAUUAGAAUUGCAGGUUUCCUCUGUAGAAUUGUGGCAUUGCCAAGUGCACUUUUAGCUUUUAUAAAUUCUGGCGCUGCAAGAGACAUGGGAAAUCUGUAAAAAGUUGCAUAUGUGUUUUAUUAGAAAGUGUCAUAUUUGGAAUGUAUGGUUACACAGGCAUAUUGAUAUGGAUAUUGCAGUAUUUUUAUGACAAUUGGUUGCUCCUGGCAGCUAACAGGAUGGUAUUUGGUGUGUACAUUUUGAAUGGUGAUGACAUGUGUAAAACAGAAAUAUACAAAAGGCCUUUCUACUCCUAUGCACAAGUCUCUAGCUUCUACAUGUUGAAGUGAGAAUAUAUAUAAGUGUGAUAAGUGAGUAUAACAGGAUGGGUUAUGAAAUGAACUACUCAAAAUAAGUUAAGGACCCCCCAAUUCUCUCAUAUUACUAUAGUUGAUCUGUCAUGGCAUAUAUGUAAUAGUAACUUGAAAGAAUCAGAAGGUCCUUAACUUUUUUAGUAGUAUAUAAAGAAAAUGAUGAGGUCACUUGGAACAGGUAUAAUUAGUUUUUAUUUAUCAUUAGUGUGCUGGGGGGAAUUUUUGCGACACAGAAUGGUUUUGUAAACGAUUACAUGUGAAAAGUUCAGGACAGUUGACACAAAUUUAUUCUUCUUUUUUUUAUUUGUAUGAAAAUUAUGUCUAUUUUGAAGUCUGAACAGUUUAAAAAAAAAUGUAAAUCAAGUUAAUUGUGUUGUUUAGAGUAAGUUUGUUUGAGUUUUUCUGAAAACUUCAGCAAUAUUCCAGCUAUAAGUGGUUUGAGUAAGUGAAGUCAAAUAAAACAAUUGGAUGUUGUUAUGGCAAUGAUCUGUCUUCAGUUCAGCAAGCCUGCCAUCUUCCCGAGGCAAAAGGGUUAACUGACUAUAAAAGUCAAGUUUCCAUCCUUGCCAAACUAGGCUGGAAUUAUGGAGUUAUAUUUUGGUCGACUAAGGAGUCUAUGCAUAGUCAAUCAAAUUCGCGUAACAAAAGCAACAUCCAGUUUGUAAACUGCCAUGAAGAUUUCGGUUCGAUUGCAGGAUUUGCAAGGAAUGUGUACUGCCUCAACAUAUAUAUUCCAAAUCUUUUAAUUUUUUUAAACAAGGUGAUAACAUGAUUUGAUGCACUGUGCACAGUAAGACCCGUUUUAUUACAACAAAGAUCUUGGUUAUCGAUCAAAUUGUCUUCACUGGGCGCCGCAAGUUUGGUUGAAGCAAAUGAAAGUGAUAUGAGAGGUGGAAUCUGAUUGGCCAAUAGGAGAGAUUUAAAAGGGAAAAUAUCUCAUAAUAGCCACUGGUGGCACUACGAUUGAGCCCAGAAAUUCCAGCCUAGUUCGGCAAGGGUGGAAACUGGACUUUUACAGUCAGUUAACUCUCUUGCCUCAGGAAGCCAACUUGAAUGGGUUUUUGCAGUGUUUUAACGGCCUUGUUUCAUAAUGAUAAAUCGACUUGUAAUCAGUGGAUUAGGUGUUGAAAUUUAGGAGUGUGUGAUUAUAUGGCUUUUGGUGCUUUGUUGUAGGUAGGCAUUUGUUAUGUGGAUGUUUAUUGUUUGUUUUGAAUACACAGUGCACGCACAAUCUUAUUUUACUUCAUUAGAGGUGUGAAAAUGUGUUACUAGAUAUUUAUUCUAGAUGAAAGGAAAUAUUGAGUUUGUAUUUUUGGUUGAUUUGAAUAUUCAUUCAUUUAAAUACUUAUGUGUUAUACAUGAAUAAUAUAAGAUCAAUGAAAUAUGCAUUUAGACUUACAUGUGGUACCGGUUGAAACUGAUUUUCUGCUUUUUUUAAACAUAUUUAGCAAUACAUCUUUUUCUAAUCCUUUAGGAACCAAAAAUAAAUUAUUUGAUAUUACAGAAAUGUUAUCUGUGGUAAUUUUCUACAUUAUUAAUUAAUUAUUAAUUUCAUAAACACAAGUAAUGCCAGGUUAUGUUUUCAUAAGGCAGCUUCCUAUAUUGAAUGUCAAGAUUCACAGGCGAGUGGUAAAUGUGACUUAGUAUUAACUCAAAACACAAAAUUGUUUAAAUUAUUAGUUUGUUUCCCAGACUAUUAUUUUUUAAAUUCAAUGUUUUGGUGUGGAACGAUAUUUUAGCUGAACAGUAAUAAAGAAUUUCUGUAUUGCUGAAAAA